Molecule: messenger RNA, 3010 nt
Organism: Pomacea canaliculata
Lineage: Eukaryota; Metazoa; Mollusca; Gastropoda; Architaenioglossa; Ampullariidae
Product: glutamate receptor ionotropic, kainate 3-like
Exons: 14
Coding region: 343-2787 (814 amino acids)
Cellular component (GO): membrane
Molecular function (GO): glutamate-gated receptor activity
Source: RefSeq, a predicted model, not a curated record
GUUUUGUUUUCCAGCCAAUGAGUACUGAGCAUGCUCUGUGACCGGCCUAAGAGCCCGGAUGUAGAGAAGACUAGACGUGUCUGAGAGCAAAUCAUGGAUGGAGGAAGCUUGUAGACGGGUACUCUGUGUACUCACCUCACCUCACCUCAAGUGUAAUCGCUUUGCACUCGCGGGUUGUUGGUGGUGAGGGCGGGAACUGGUGCCAGACCCAAUGUUUGUCGAUCUGUGCAUCUCACUCAUUCUCUCCAUCAGUCUUUAACUUCGGUCCUCCGUUGUUCAGAUGUUUCCACAACUAUAUUUACAGGACACCACCUUGCCGAACGGAGCCAAGAGAAGCGCCACAUGGAGAGAAGAUCUUGGUCGAGAGUUUUGUCAACUGUGUUCCUGAUGAUGAACAUUCCGUUACACAGAAGUGAGAACAUAACUCUAUGUGUAACAGAGAUAAAUUUAACCCAAGGAAGGUCGCUCAUGUCUCAAUAUGUCAGUGAAGCCGCCGAUGUGGUCAGUAAAACCCUCACCCAGGCUGGCUUUGAUGUCCAUGUUGUGUGGAUGGAGCUGUCGUUGUUCUUUGGACGAGACGGGAGGAGGAGUGCGACCUCCCAGCAGUGUCGUCUGCUACUGGUGGCCACCAGCUGCCAUUUCGUGCACAGCGCCAACUUCAUGGUGACGGACAUCCUGCCCGAGGCCGUCGUCUUGACGGAUGGCGAAUGCUUAGCCAGCGCAGCGGUUUCCAUGGCACCCUGGGCGGCAGAAUGGACCAGCGCCAUCUCCGGUAUCAUUCAGCAACUGAAAUGGGAAGACGUUGUACUUGUUACUGAUGGAUUUCUGCCUACCCCGGUGCGGUCCUUGCAGUCAGAGCUCAACAAGCAGCAAGUGGGUGUCAUCCCGAUUCACGUUGACCCCGACAGUCAGACGAACACACUCCACAACCUGACAUAUCACGUGGAGGUCGUCCUGCCAACGGUGGCCCCAACAGUCCGAGUCUUCGUCGUCUGCGCCUCCUCAACCACAACCGCCGCCGUCCUCAAACAGGCUAAGGUACUUGGCCUUCUGGAUAAAUACUUCUACUGGCUUGUCGUUUGUGGCACUGGUGAGCCACUUCAUUCGUCCUUGACCUUUCUUCACGAUCUGCAAAUCACCUUAGGUCUUCUGCAGCCUUUGAAGAUCACGGUUACAAGAGGAGAGACGACUGAUUCAAUGCAGCUGUCUUCUUGUGAAAACAACGAUAUUUCUGAAAGUUUCUUGAAACAGGAAGUUUUGAAACGAGUGUUUGAAAAGCUGUCGUCUGAUGUGACAGAGAAAAUGUCGUAUGUAGUUGAGAACUCUCUAUGGGAAACAGAAGCCUAUGACUUCGAGUUGUGUUCAUUCGGUCCUUUGGUGAGAUCGCGGUUGAAACAAGAAGCGAAAUGGCGGAAAGGUCUUGGAUGGGAUGUCCGUCUUACUGGUGGAAAAUUUGUGGACUUUGGAGAUCGAGAGUUGAGAAUUGGAACCAUUGCUGCAGCACCUUUCGUCUUUCGAAAGGAAGUGAACAAUACAAUAGAAUAUGAAGGCUUUUGCAUUGACAUAUUGAAAGAACUUGCUUCACAACUUAAAUUUAGCUACGUGAUAGUAGAGUCCCCUGACAGCAAGUAUGGCGCACCGGAAGAAGAUGGCAGCUGGAAUGGAAUGGUGGGCAUGGUGGCACGAGGUGAAGUGGAUAUAGGGGUGGGCCCCUACACGAUCUCCAGCAUCAGAGAAACCGUCGUUGACUUCUCCGUUCCCUUCAUGGAGGAUGGUGGCGGCAUCUUGACCAAGAAAGGUAACUCUGGUAUCAGCAUCCUGACGGGGUUGUCGACCUUUAGCGGGACGAUCUGGCUGUGUGUGGUGGCCACGACCGUGGUCAUGGGCUUUUCUCUCUUCGUGACGGGCAAGUACAGCCCCUACUCUGAUGUCAACAUGUCGCAGGAGCGGCGCGACACCUGGACUCUCGGCACGUGCAUCAUCUACGUCUGUGGCUCGGUCAUGAUGCAAGGCAUGGACAAACACCCGACCAAUGUGUCUGCACGUUGUGUGCUGGCCUGCUGGUGGGUGUUCACCCUCCUCAUCCUGUCCGUGUACACGGCCAAGCUCGCCUCCGUGCUGACGGUGGAGGUGCAAGGGGCGAAGAUCGACUCUCUAGAAGACCUUCUGGCAUCAUCAGUCAAGCCUCUGGUGGUGGCUGGCAGUAUUUGGGACAGUUUCUUUAAGAACCCCACCACAACGACAUACAAGAAAAUUGCAGAGAGGAUGACUGGGGCACCGGAAGUUGCUACAGAUGCUGACUCCCUGGACUUCGUGAGUACCGGAACCUAUGCUUUCCUGCAUGAUGUCAACAGCGUGAAAUACUUGUACUCCUCGGACUGCCAGAAGCUGUACUUAGCCACCUCCACCUUCAAUAACAAUGGACUUGGCAUCAUCCUCCCCAAAGACGCGCCUUACAAGGAUGCCAUCGACACAAUCAUCUUGCGGCUUCAGGAAGGAGGGAUCCUAGAGAACUGGCGGGCCAGAUGGUGGUUCACCGAUGGUCAUUGUACAUCGCAGGCAGCUGCCAGCGUGCGCGACACCAGUCGUCUGGGCGUCAACAACAUCGGCGGCAUGCUGCUGACGUACGUGGCGGUGGCCGCGCUGUCGCUGCUGGCGUUCGCCCUCCAGUUCUGUCUCAAGCGCUCUGGUCUCGCCGGCACCCUGGCCCGAGCACCAUGCUGGGUCUGGAGCAAGGUGACUGGCAGGGACCACCACACUGCCGCUCCAACCGACGUCGAGUGCUAGAGUUAUCUGCUCUUUCAUCUACUCCGUCGUCAGUCAUUGAAUCAACCCUGUUUUAGCAAUCCAGCUCUAUGUCAGCUUUGUAUUUUUGAGUCUUAAGAACUCUUUUCCCUCCGUCAAUCUUCGUUAUAUAAUGGAAAGUUUUAGCACCUGUAUUAUUUUCAAUAUUAAAAAUAAUAACACAUGAUUUUAUUAAGGAUUAUUUUCAGUAGAACAAUAAAGAGCU